CGCGUCGGAGUUGGACGUAUCUACCGUCCUACAUUUUGGCGGUAAUAUAAUUUAAAUUUUCGAACGCGUUCUAAUUGAAAACAUUUAAAAACGAAACUAAUAAUUAUGGAAUAAAUAAAGAAAAAUGAGUGUAUAAAUCUAUUUGUAUUUUAGACAAUUUUUAAAUAAAACAUUCUAAAUUAUAAAUGUAACUGGCCGGUUUAAGAAAUUAAAAUGUUUGUUUACUUUUUAAUUUUAAUUGCAUCGACUUCAGCGUAUGUUUUAGAGGAAGAGUGCCUUAACUACACAGUGUAUCCAGUGCAAUACGAAUUGACACUUGUCCCUCAUAUAUAUAAAGAUGGGAAUUCUUAUUACGAUUGUGAUAUAGUGAUUACAAUAAUAGCGAAUGCCCCAAAUGUGAAUAUUAUAGAAUUGGACGCUAGAGAUUUGGAAAUAAAAGGUGAUUCUAUAGAAGUUUUAGAUAAGAAUAUCAAUUUAAUUAACCAAUAUCGGCCUUACGAAUUCGAUAAUAGGAGAGGCAAAUUGUUUAUAUAUUUACGAGAACCACUUAAACAGUAUAGUUUGGCUCGGACUCAAUAUUUCGUGAAAAUAUCGUUUACAAAACAAGUAGGUUUCGAUAAGCAAGGAAUUUUCGUGGUUGAAUAUGAAGGAGAAGAUGGGAAGCCAAAAUAUCUCUACACGACUCGGCUUUCACCUAACAAAGCAAAAUACUUCUUCCCAUGUUUCGAUAAUCCACAAUACGAAGCGGUCUUCAAAUUCAAGGUGUACGUCGCGACUCCGCAUCCAGGUCUGCAGCACUGUAACACCAGUUUGGUCAUUGCCAAGGAAUUCAAGCAACAGAAUUCGAAAGACAGCUACACAAUCAUUGAGUACAUACCAUCACCGCAAGCAGGCCUCCAUCAAGUUGGAUUUCAUCAUUCGAACUUUGGGAACCGAGAAAUAAAAGUUAAAAACGACACACUGGUAAUUUGGGCACCAGUGUCUAAUCUCAAGCAUUAUAACUUUAUAUUGCAUUUUGGAGAAAUGCUUAUCAAUUUGAUUCAUGAAUAUGCUUUGAUCGACCGGCCUCUUGUAAACGGGCCAAUAAAUAUAGUUGCAGUACCAACGAUACUUAAUGGAUAUGAAAUCUCAAGCUGGAAUCUACUUACUAUAGGUGACAAUAAAUUGGCUAAUAUUUACGAGUACACGAGCAUAAAGCAAAUAGAGCGUAUGAUGUUCGAGCUUGCUCAGCAGCUGAGUCGGAUUUGGCUCGGCAAUCCCGGGGAAUUGCAACGCACUAGAUGGAGAGAAGAAUGGUUUAAGGAGGGCGUCGCUACUUAUAUGGCGUAUUAUUUAUUAUCUCAGUACAACCACGGCGACCUAUCAAUAGGACGAAGACGAACAAUCGAAAAUUAUGGCUUGCAAAUGAAACACAAAGCAAUGGCGGUUGAUUGGCAUCACACAACGCCAGCUUUAGCAACUAUCAACCGAACAAUGGCAAUAGACAUACCAUCGAGGUACAAAGAGCUAGUGACUAUGAAGACGGCUUCGUUGCUGUGGAUGGUAGAAAAUUGGUUAGGUUCGGAAAAAUAUCAUCAGGCUUUAGUUAAAUAUAUAAAUAGCAGGAGAGGGCAGUAUAUAUCCUUAACAGAUUUCAUGGUAAAUCUCGACCGAGACACAUUAGAAUGCCUGCACCAGUUCUUUAACGGGUCUACAGCUUCAAGAGUUCUCAAUUCCUGGUUCCAUCAGGCUGGUUAUCCUGUUGUCAAUGUACAAGUAUUGAGAGAUCGAACGCCGAAUGCUAUACAAUUAAAGCAGAGAAAAUUCAGCUUCACCGAAGAACACAGAUUCGACUCAAACUAUUUAAUCCCUAUCUCAUACAUCGUUCAGAACAACCAAAACUGUUACAACUGCUUCCAACCGAGGUUCACUAUCGGUAUGCAGACUUACACGUUUGGAGAAAACCUCAAUGGCGGUUGGAUAAUUCUGAAUAGAAACGCUUCAGGAUAUUAUCGAGUAAAUUACGACGAUGAGACGUGGAGAUUGAUUGCGAAAACUCUCAGAGAAAAUCACGCAGCCAUUGAUGAAUUAAAUAGAGCACAGAUUGUAAAUGAUAUUUUCGCACUCUGCGUCGCUGGAGAUAUACGUGAAGAUAUCGCCAUUGAGGUUUUAGAUUACCUUAAUAAAGAACUAAGUCUAGCAGUUUGGGAAUCUGCUAUUUAUGGUUUCGAAUUAUUCAAGAUAGAGGGCGUUAAAAUGACUAAGACUUCCUAUGAAGAAUGGCAGAAAUUUAUGCAAAAGAAAAUAUCUACUAUAUAUAGAAGAUUAAUGGCAAAUAUCGAGCAACGUCCAAACACGAGAUUGUUUAGAAGCAGUAUAGUUGAAUUUGCUUGCGAAAUUAAAUAUAGGCCUUGUCUGAAUGAAAUGAGGAGAUAUUAUGCAGAUCAUAUAGACGCUAAGAUGAGAUUUAAUCCAGAUUUUCGUGAAGCCUGCUAUUACACAGUCGUACAAGAUGGUAGAGAUAACAUAGGAACAAAAUUAAACAGAUUUGAAUUAGAAGACAAAAUAAUCGCUGAACACAAAGUGCGUGAAGAAAACAGAUUUCUCUACAGAAUCCCAAUAGGUAGUCCAAGACCUUUACCGAUCAUGAUGUCGACAACGACCACGACAUCCACCGAGAUUCCAUUAUCUUCAACACCAGAACCAACUAAUAUAGGAACUGCUUCGUUUAUGACCUCUUUGUUAUUAGCCACAGGAAUAUUUAUAAAUUUAACCUUGAGAUAAAUAGUGUUAAUUUAGCUUUGUUUAUUUAUUUUUUUGAUGAUCCCAGUUAUUUUAUUCAACUAAUAUAAAGUAGGGGGAUAAGGUAUUUGUCCUUUUUUAUACAUGUUAUCGUUCGGUUCCUAUUUUUAUUGCUGGAUUUAAAGAAAGAUCCAGCGGUAGAUUUCAUUUGAUGUGAUGACGAUUUAUCUUUUAAAAUCCCCUCUGGAUUAGCUCAGAAUGAUAAUAAUUUUUUUCUUCUUCUUUCUUCUAUUUACGUAAACCGGACGUGUAGGAUUCCUAGCUAUUCAACCAAUAACAAUCAAGUGCUGCCCUAUGUAUAUAUUUAUAUAUCUUUAUUAUUGUUGCGUUCAAGGGUUUCAAAUUCAAAUUAUUUAUUUGCAGAGUUGUAGGUUCAUUUUUGAUGUUACAAUGGUUAAAAUCCCGCCAGAACAAGCAUAAAAUGGUAUGCAAAUGUCUAUGGUAUAAUAAAUUACGUACGAUGUGCGUUCUCUUUCAACAUUUCAACAUUUUUCAUGCAAUAAUUUUUAUGAACUUUUUAACAUUCCUCUUAAUAAGAAAUAUUUUAACGUUCUUGCAAAUAUUCGAAAAAAUAGGCAUGUAAUGAAAUAUAUAAAUUUUAUACUCAAAUAUUGAAGUUUUGUCUAUGUAUACAAUACAAACUAAAAUAAUUCGAACUGUAAUUUUUUUCCGAUGUUUUUUUUAAUAAAUUUAUUGAACUAAUUCAAAAUAUUGUUUCAUAGACUAUAUAGAUUGUAUUUUCUAGUCAAAUAGUAAUAAUUUGUAUUAAUUUUCAUUGCUAUAAUAAAAC
Nymphalis io (European peacock) is the source of this 3571-nucleotide messenger RNA. Its product is annotated as leucyl-cystinyl aminopeptidase-like. The transcript is spliced from 13 exons. Gene Ontology annotation, cellular component: cytoplasm. The record is from RefSeq and is a predicted model, not a curated record. Gene Ontology annotation, biological process: peptide catabolic process; proteolysis. Bases 214 to 2763 code for a protein of 849 amino acids. Gene Ontology annotation, molecular function: metalloaminopeptidase activity; peptide binding; zinc ion binding. NCBI's taxonomy places the organism in Eukaryota, Metazoa, Arthropoda, Insecta, Lepidoptera, Nymphalidae.